CUCGCCGUUAAACAAACCCAUCCCCGUGUCUUUCACAUAGCAAAUUUUAUAUCGGCCGAGUCCGUUGCUUUUUCUCGGCGGAUUUUAUUUUGUUCAAGGAAAUUCGUUCUCAGUCCAUUCGCUAUCAAUUCGGAGACUUUAUUUUGCGAUUUUUCCUUUAACUUCUCUACAAUACGCUUCUCAAUAAAAACCGAAACGUGUGAAUUUUGCUAGUCUUCUGUGUCAGAGACUGAAAUUAGGGUUUCGCAUCAAAUCUAGGGUUUCAAUCGCUGUUUUCAAUUGAAUAAGGAAAUAUAAGUAUACAGCCGUAAUUUACUGGUUUUGACAUUAUAGGUAUAUAAUUCGCCGGAUUGGAUGUGAAAUUAGGGUUUCGCUUUUCGGGAAGAAGGAGAAGAUGAUAAUAAAACGACCUUCCAAACUCGAAACGGCGAAUCCAGACCGGAGCAAGAUUGACGAUCAAUUUUAUGAAGACGAAGACCUCGACGAGGUUGUCUACGUGUCAAAUCCCAAGAAACGAAGAAGAAGAGACGGCGAUGAUUAUCGUUCAAUGCAUCUUGAAGUCGAUGAUUUUAGCAGUGGUUCAGGUUCUUGGAUUAGCGAGGACCCCUCUUAUUGGGGUUCUAAAUACGAAUCCAAUUCAAAGAAUUUUAAUUAUAUGAACAAAGGUACAAAUCAGAGCUCCUUAAGGUAUCAGCCUCCGGCAUCAAAAUCGUUGAGAGGAAGAACUCAAAUGCUUCCUUCAAAGCACGAUGACUCGGUUCUCAUGGUAGGUGACACAGAUUCGAGCUUUGGUGAUGAUGAUGAUAAUGACGAUGAGGAAGUUAAAGAUGGUUUUGGGAGAAAAUACAAUGGAACAAGUUUUAUAAGAGACAAGUUUGGUUUUGGAAGCUCGAAUUACUACUCAGUAAGAGAAAAAGAGAUGGGUUAUGUAGGGUUUAAUGAUUUUGAUCCCAGAGAGUAUCUGGUUUCACGUAACUCUGCAAUGCCGGUGCAUAACCUGAAUUCCGUACCAUUCGUAAAUAAUGAACAGUAUAUUCCUCAGUUUGGUUCUAGAAAUGUAGAUAGAUUGACCAAAGAGAAAGGUAAAAAAAAGAAGGAUGUGUACAAGCCGGAGGAUUUUGCUUUGGGGGAUUUAGUGUGGGCUAAAUGUGGGAGAACGUACCCAGCUUGGCCGGCAAUUGUGAUUGAUCCCAUUGUGCAAGCUCCUGAAGCUGUUUUGAGAUGCUGUAUUCCUGGUUCACUUUGUGUCAUGUUCUUUGGCUAUUCAAAGAACGGAACACAGAGAGAUUAUGGUUGGGUGAAACAAGGGAUGAUUUUCCCCUUUGCAGAAUUCAUGGACAGAUUUAGGGAGCCGACUCAGUUGUACAAGAGCAAGCUGAUUGAUUUUCGGAGGGCACUGGAGGAGGCUAUUUUAGCAGAAAAUGGGUUUUUGGACACGAACCUUGGGAUUGGGCAAAUUCAUUAUCCUGAAGCUUAUUCCUGCGGAGUCCAAGAAGUCACUGUUUCAAGUCAGGAUAAAUAUUAUUUUCAGAAUCAGAAUGCUUGCUAUAAGGAAGCAAGGCUUUGUGAUGGUUGUGGUUUAGUUCGUCCAUGCAAAGUGAAGAAAAUGGGGGGCUCAAUAUCUAAAACCCAGUUCUUCUGCAAACAUUGCACUAAGCUACAAAAGUCAAAACAGUAUUGUGGCAUAUGCAAGAAAAUUUGGCACCAUUCAGAUGGUGGAAAUUGGGUAUGCUGUGAUGGUUGUAAUGUUUGGGUACAUGCUGAGUGUGAUAAAAUUUCCAGCAAAGUAUUUAAGAGUCUGGAGUACAUUGAUUACUUUUGCCCGGAUUGCAAAGCAAGGCUUAAAGCUGAAUCAGGUGCAGACAAAUGGCUGCCAAGUGUCAAGCCUAUAGAAAAUAAUGGACAAGUUUUGCUGCCUGACAAGAUAAUGGUAGUAUGCAACGACAUGGAAGGAGCAUAUAUUCCAAGACUUCAUUUAGUUGUGUGCAGGUGUGGUUCAUGUGGAUCUAAGAAACGUACACUUAGUGAUUGGGAACGCCAUACUGGGUGCAGAGCGAAAAAAUGGAAGUAUAGUGUCAAAGUCAAGGGUACAUCGCUACCACUAGAAAAAUGGAUUACUGAGUUUAAUGCUCAUGGUGUGGAUCCUGUGAAGUUGGAUAAGCAAAAGUUGAUUUCCUUAUUGAAAGAGAAAUAUGAGCCUCUUGAUGCAAAAUGGACAACCGAAAGAUGUGCUAUCUGUAGAUGGGUUGAAGACUGGGAUUAUAACAAAAUUAUCAUCUGCAACAGGUGUCAAAUUGCUGUCCACCAAGAAUGCUAUGGGGCAACCAAUGUUCAAGAUUUUACUUCAUGGGUUUGUAGAGCAUGUGAAACACCCGAUGCUGAGAGGAAGUGUUGCCUCUGUCCCAUCCAAGGUGGUGCUUUGAAGCCAACUGACAUUCAGCCGCUUUGGGUUCAUGUUACAUGUGCUUGGUUCAGGCCUGAAGUUGGUUUCUUGAAUCACGAGAAAAUGGAACCUGCAACUGGAAUCCUUAGGAUUCCAACAAAUUCAUUUUUAAAGAAUUGUGUAAUCUGUAAAACAACUCAUGGUUCAUGUACUCAGUGUUGCAAGUGUGCUACUUAUUUUCAUGCAACAUGUGCAUCAAGGGCGGGAUAUAGCAUGGAAAUACAAUGCUUGGAGAAGAACGGGAGACAGAUAACAAGGAAGUUAAUAUACUGUGCCAUUCACAGGUCCCCAAACCCAGAUGCUGUUGUGGCUGUACAUACUCCAACAGGAGUUUUUGCUGGAAGAAGCUUGCUUCAGAACCAGAAAGGUUGUUUUCGGGGUUCUAGGUUGGUUUCGUCUAAGAGAACAGAGUUUCCUGAAGCUUCUACCUCAGAGGCUAAUGAGCUUGAACCUCUAUCUGCUGCAAGGUGCCGUGUUUUUAGAAGAUCAAAGGAUAAGGCUAUGGAAAUGGUGCCAAUAUUCCACCGACCAAUGGGACCAAGUCAUCAUUCUUUAGAUGCAAUAAAUAGCCUGAGCACAUUUCAACAGGAAAUCAGUGAACUUAAGAAUUUCUCGUCAUUCAGGGAACGGCUCUACCACUUACAGAGAACUGAAACCCAUCGGGUUUGUUUUGGGAAAUCUAGCAUUCAUGGAUGGGGCCUCUUUGCACGUAGAAACAUGCAGGAAGGAGAAAUGGUCGUUGAGUAUCGUGGUGAACAGGUGACACAAAGUGUUGCUGAUCUGAGGGAGGCACGAUAUCGUAAAGAAGGCAAAGAUUGCUAUCUAUUCAAGAUCAGUGAGGAAGUGGUAAUUGAUGCCACAAACAAGGGGAAUAUAGCACGCUUAAUCAACCAUUCGUGCAUGCCCAAUUGCUAUGCAAGGAUCAUGAGCGUAGGUGAUCAGCAGAACCGGAUAGUUUUGAUUGCUAAGACUAAUGUGUCAGCUGGAGAGGAGCUAACGUAUGAUUACUUAUUUGAUCCGGAUGAGCAUGAUGAAUUGAAAGUCCCUUGCUUAUGCAAAUCUCCCAACUGCCGGAUGUUUAUGAAUUAGGUUACUUAUUUUUGUAUCCCAUUGUAAUUCUGCGAACAACUGGGGCUCAUCUUUAAUACCAUUGGGAAUCUCACAUUUUUUCAAGUGAGCUUGUAAUUUUUCUUUUUGGUUUUUUUUUUACCCCCUUAACUGUAGGCUCAUUCCUUUUGUAAUUCUACAGAUGCAAUAAAAUGUAAAUUUUAGUA
Molecule: messenger RNA, 3717 nt
Organism: Pistacia vera
Lineage: Eukaryota; Viridiplantae; Streptophyta; Magnoliopsida; Sapindales; Anacardiaceae
Product: histone-lysine N-methyltransferase ATX3
Exons: 23
Coding region: 395-3532 (1045 amino acids)
Biological process (GO): regulation of transcription by RNA polymerase II
Molecular function (GO): protein binding
Source: RefSeq, a predicted model, not a curated record